AUGUUUUUGAUCUAUUUCUUCUCACUGAUCGUCGCUAUUAUCGCCAUUGGCAGGACCAAAACAUCAACCACAUCUGCAUUUCCCAACUGUGAAAGUAGAAGCGGUGUCGCGGGAUCUUUAGUACCGCGAAUGCUUUGCAGCGAUCAUCGGCGAUUAGUAAAGCGCACCGAUAAUGAUCGAGUUUGCUGCGUACCAACGAGCCCCGGACGCUUAAUCGCGCACCCGAACGCAACUAAACUGGCUCAAACUAAGUGCGGUACGGUUGGGUUAAUGAAAAAAAUUCAACACGGUACGACUGCUCAGCGCGAGGAAUUCCCGUGGAUGCUGAAGUUGAUUUACGACUCCAAUGACGUGUGUAGUGGUACACUGAUUCAUCCACGAUACGUACUCACAGUCCGGAACUGUAUCAAUGCGCAACUCGUGAAAGUUCUACUCGGUGUACAGGAUCUUCCCAGGAGAGUCCCAGGAAUUCAGGACAUGAAUAUCUCGGAAACAUUUAAGCACUACUCUUACGACGUAGGUCUAUUGCGAUUGGCCUAAUCAGCCACAGUGGAUGGCGAUUUCGUGCGAACGAUCGGUUUGCCGAUUUUUUCGUCCCUCCGUAUGUAUUUGCCCCCUACGGUCACCAUUAGUGGGUGGGGAAUCACGGGGACAAAUAAGGAAUCAGGCAUGCUGCUGAAAGCGAAUAUACUGGUGCUGAUACAAAAUGUCACACAAGAUGACAUAGAAGACUAUAUCGUCUGUGUCGAUGGUGUGAAUCACUCUAAUCAAUGCCCUGAUGUUUGUGGCUGA
Messenger RNA from Anopheles marshallii, 792 nucleotides. Its product is annotated as CLIP domain-containing serine protease HP8-like. The record is from RefSeq and is a predicted model, not a curated record. Gene Ontology annotation, molecular function: serine-type endopeptidase activity. Lineage: Eukaryota; Metazoa; Arthropoda; Insecta; Diptera; Culicidae. Gene Ontology annotation, biological process: proteolysis.